AUGGCGCUCCGAGCUGUGAAGCGGGUGAUCCAGACAGCUCUGCUCGUGCAGGUGCUGCUGCUUGACCAGACCGUUUCAGUCCGUGGAGAUGUACCAGCCACCCAGCAGAACUUUGCCCAGCUCAAGUCGGGGGACCACAUCUCGGCCAAAGUCCUACCUGCCGACCUCCAGGAAGAGCGCGGCCUCAUGGAUGGCCUCGGUGGCCGUGACUUUUCGGACGAAGACUUUGAGACCGUGACGCCUCAAGCGGCGGGCAUGAUCGAUCGACCAUCUACUGCCGAGUUGAUGGCGGGUCUUGGCAGUGGACUGAGCGCUCUCGUUCCAGAUGACAUCAAGAAAUCGGUCUUGGGGGACUCCACCUCGGACUCGGGGAGUGACGAGAGCGCAUCGGGAGGCGACGAGAGUGGAUCGAGUUUGGGGAAGAUGACCGAGGAGGCUGUCUCACAGGCGGGCUCUGGGAGCUCGGAGAGCUCGCUUGAAGAGACUGGGUAUGCAAGUGAAGCAAUUGAGGCAAGUGCGAGUGCAAGUGACGAGGGUGAAUCGGGAAGCGACGAGGACGAGGCUGACUUGGGAAGCGACGAGGACGAGGCUGACUUGGGGAGCGACGAGGACGAGGCUGACUUGGGGAGCGACGAGGACGAGGCUGACUUGGGGAGCGAUGGGGACAUGGGUAGCUUGUUUGGAUCGAGUUCUGAAGACAAAGAGCUGUCUGCUUUACUGAAGAGCUUAUCCGAGGAUGACAUGUCAGGGUCUGACGAGCCUUCGGGCAGCUUGCUUACCGGUUCUGGAGGAUCGGGAAGCACCGACGACUUGCUAGGUAAGUUUGGUGGUGGCAAAGGUGUGGCUGCUGACCUCGAAAUGGACGAGUUCAUGAAAGCCAUUGGAAGCAGUCUCGGUCUGGGACUGUUUGGUGGGGGAGACCCGUCUAAACCACAGCUCAAAGAGAUCGACGACGAGAACAUCAAACUUAGUGAACUUUACGGCGGCAGGGAACACGGUGACGCGUUCUCGGAUAUCAACAAUAUCAAGUACGGACAGUUCGUUUUGAACAUAACUCUUCGUGGAAACAAGCGCUUGGAUAAGAUCGAAAUCGUAGCGGGGACACAGGAGACCGCAGUUAACUUGGCUCACGGCGGCAAAGGCGGCGGUAGUGCUCACGUUGAGCCAGAACUGGGCGACACAAUUUCUUCAGUGGAAGUUCACUGGGGCAAGUACGACAAAAAAACGAGAAUUUUUUAUUUGCAGAUCAUUACAAGUGGGGGCAAGACAGUUUCUGCUGGAACGAAGACGGCAAACACGGCCACGAUGAAGGCGCCACCGGGCUUUCAAAUUGCCGGGUUCUACGGACGUGCGUCUAGUGACGGAAUUUUUUGUCUUGGUGCGAUAUACACAAAGGUUGGGGCGAGCGAUCUGUCUGUCACGGACGUAAUGGAAGUUCCUGAUAGUGGCACUUCCGAUAUCUACAGCUACGACACAACCAUUCGCAAUUGGCUCGGCAAUGUCCAAAUUGCUGUCCCCGACAGUGCUUGCUACCAAGUUCGACAUGGUGUCAGCAGCAAGAACACAUGUCCAACGGGUUAUCGGAAGGAUGAUAUGGAUUGCGUUGGACACUGUCCGCUCGAGUAUCCGGUGGAGUGCUGGAGGGAAUGCAUUCCUCAAAACAAUGAUUGCACGCAGGAGAUCCUUUCCAAGGCUAUCUCAGUGGCUGCUGCGGCUCUAAGCGUCGCUUCAAUGGGCACGUUUGGUGCUCUUUUGACCUCCGUCAGGACCGUUAAAUUCGCGCUCGCCUGCGCUGUCGCUGUCAUGAACUCUCUCCGAGGACUGAUGUUUUAUCUGCGGUACCGGGUAACGACAAUUCCUCGAAACGACAUCGAAAAAAUUAUGGAUAAGGCAUUCAUGCUGCAAAUGGUCGUCAUGGACCUGCCGAUGGCACUGGCCACUUGCAUGGGUCUCCCCAUGCCGAAAUCUCUGACGUAUGGGGUGUUGAUUAUGACUGGUGUGUCCCUGAUUGUGAUGGUGGUAGUCAGCGUCGGCGAAGCCCUAUUUGGUUCGAAGGACAACAUGUUGCUGUUACUGCGUGAAUCGGGUGCGAUGAACAAGACAAUGAAAAGUGAAACUCUGGAGCUGGGUGAUUUCAUCAACUCAGACAACGCUACCUGUGGCCAGGAAAUGAGGAUUCUCACGAAUCGUGUGAUUAGCAAGGUUCAUGAGGUCCGCAACAAAACCAAGGGUGCUGCCCCAGAUGAUGUUCGUGUCGUGAUGAGCAAGUCUCCAAUUGUUCUGCGGGAUAUCCCCGUUGUUACGAACCAUUGCAUGGGUGAAAUUUGGGCGAACAAGACUGCUCUUUCUUCUUACAAAACGCGACACUUGCUUCGUAAGACGAUGGGUGUCAUUAUCAAUCAGUUGAUAACUGACGGCACGACGGACCUGGGCGAGAAUGUGGUCAAGCAGGAGAAGGCGAUUGAGUACGCCAAUCUUGGUUUGUUCGUAUUGUCUAUGCUCGACCCUACUGGUAUUGCGUGGCUGCUCCAAGAUUUUGUCCAGCCUGUCUGUGCACCCUCUGAGUACAUUGGUGAGAUCGAUGACGGUCCUCUGAACGAAGCACUGGGUUUGACUACCAUUGACCAGGCCUUUGUUGGAAGCUAUGGCGUUUGGAAGAAAACGGGCGAUGGCACUGUCAAGAUUUUAUUUGAGAGUAUCGACAAGUACGACGUCGAUGUUGUCAUCCGCGUUGGUGGUGUCAGGGUGGAUCAGGUGAAGGUGCCAGCAAAUGGCAAGGCCAGUUGGUCAGCUCAUGUCAAACAGAUGCAAGACAAGACUCUCUACCUGGAUCGCUGGCGUCCCGGUCUCUUCGGACUUCCAGGCACCGGUGGUGGUUCACUGCUAAUGUGGGUUUCUCGGUCGUCACUGGGGGGUAACCUGAUAAUGCAUGCUCGUCUCAACGUUAGCUAG
Peronospora matthiolae is the source of this 2952-nucleotide messenger RNA. The record is from the annotation of a GenBank genome assembly. NCBI's taxonomy places the organism in Eukaryota, Oomycota, Peronosporomycetes, Peronosporales, Peronosporaceae.